Messenger RNA from Penicillium coprophilum, 981 nucleotides. RefSeq lists its product as uncharacterized. Lineage: Eukaryota; Fungi; Ascomycota; Eurotiomycetes; Eurotiales; Aspergillaceae. The transcript has a single exon. Bases 1 to 981 code for a protein of 326 amino acids. The record is from RefSeq and is a predicted model, not a curated record.
AUGAAUGCGAGUAUCAACCUUAGGCUCAAAGUCCAAGACACAAGAAUGGCACGCAAUCUUGAAGAGCAGGACCAAAACAUGAACUACUUGCCCCUCGAAGAAUCCAAGUGGAUAGAAUCCUCAAUUAAUCCGCAGCACAUGGUUAAUGAUUUUGGGCCUUCGUGGGAUUCGAUACGGUCACAGCAUGAUGAUAUGCCCGAGGAUUGUCAGGAACAAAAUGCACAGCUGGUCAUGCUCAAGGAGUUUCGGGAACAAAAUGCACGGCUGAGGCACGCGAUGAAAGAACAGGAAAAGGUCAUCCUCCACCUUACAAAACACCACGAAGAUGUCGCGGGCCAGCUUGAGCAAGACACGGCAAGAAUGAUAUGCAAGCUCAAGGACCAGGCAAAGAAAAUUGCCGACCUUGAAUCUGAAAAAGGAUGGCUAGUUCGUGAUCUUAGAGAACAGACCAGAAUAGCGUCUACGCUGGAAAAGCGAGACACGAAGAUGAAAAAAGUACUUGGUGACACUGCCAGCAUAAUGUUCUUGGAGCUCGAGUAUCAAGAAGAAUUGAUCAACGAGAUGCCACCGAACGAUUGGGAGUAUUUUCAACCAACCCACGAGGCACUAAUGGAUCUGGUGGAAAACAUUGAACACUGGACAGCAGAUGACGAGAACUCAGAUAUGAUGUUCAACCUUGAAGAUGAGUCAAAUGUUGAUCAGCUAUAUGCGGAGCUGUUGUCUGGGUUCGAUGAACAAUCGUGCCAGCUCAAAAUACAGGCAAUCAAGCUCGACAGACAGAAAAGCAUUAUUGACGAACAAACGAGCAUUAUCUCCGAACUUGGGGCGCAAAAACAAAAAAUGGCUGGCAAUCUCGAGGAAAAAAAUGUAAAGCUGGCUUUGAUCCUUGAAUACUUGCAAGAAACUGGUGAGGACGCACCUCUCAUCUCCUCGGCCGGAUACUGGUAUAUCGACCAGAGCAGCAUGAGUUCAGUGAAGUAA